This is a messenger RNA of Macadamia integrifolia, 2618 nucleotides long. Its product is annotated as boron transporter 4-like. The coding region runs from base 331 to 2325 and encodes 664 amino acids. The record is from RefSeq and is a predicted model, not a curated record. Gene Ontology annotation, molecular function: solute:inorganic anion antiporter activity. The transcript is spliced from 14 exons. Lineage: Eukaryota; Viridiplantae; Streptophyta; Magnoliopsida; Proteales; Proteaceae. Gene Ontology annotation, cellular component: plasma membrane. Gene Ontology annotation, biological process: transmembrane transport; monoatomic ion homeostasis; monoatomic anion transport.
GCCGUGUACGCAAAACAACUCUCUCUCUCUCUCUCUCUCUCUCUCUCUCUCUCUCUCUCUGUCCUUCUUCCACCACUACUCUUUCCAUUUUCUUCCCUGGCAACAGAUUUUUCUAUAAAUACAUCUCUAUCUUCACUCCAUAUGUGUUUACUCCAUUCAUCUCAGUUUGUUCUUCUUUCUUCUUCCGCAUUGCUCGUGGCUUCUUCGGAGGACCAGUGAGGAGAACCCCUUUCUCUUCCCUUGCCGACAGACACACCGGCGUGAUCGGCAUUGAGAUACCGGUUGGUAAUUGGUACCCGUUCAAUCUGUUUUUGUUGCUUGCGUUUGGUAAUGAAUAGUGUCAAGCACCCAUUCAGAGGGAUCCUUAAUGAUGUCGAAGGAAGAGCAUCUUGCUACAAGCAAGAUUGGAUUGUUGGAAUUUUUUCAAUUAGGAUAUUGGCUCCGACUGCCUACAUUUUCUUUGCAUCUGCGCUUCCUGUUAUUGCCUUUGGAGAGCAACUGAGUAGGGAAACAGAUGGAAGAUUGAGCACGAUUGACACUCUAGCUUCUACUGCCAUCUGUGGUAUCAUACACUCAAUACUUGGAGGACAGCCUUUGCUAAUAUUAGGAGUUGCAGAGCCCACAGUUAUAAUGUACACCUAUCUAUAUAGUUUCUCCAAAGAUAGGGCAGAUUUGGGAGCAGACCUGUUCUUGGCAUGGGCUGGAUGGGUGUGUGUUUGGACAGCUUUCCUGCUGAUUCUCCUUGCAGUUUUCAAUGCUUGUGAUCUUAUUACUAGAUUCACAAGGGUUGCAGGGGAACUUUUCGGCAUGUUGAUUACUGUCCUUUUUAUGCAAGAGGCCAUCAAGGGGGUGGUGGCUGAAUUUGAAAUUCCCAAACAUGGAAACCCAACAGAAGAGAAGCAUCAGUUCCCAUGGCUUUAUUCAAACGGAUUGUUAGCAGUUAUAUUCUCCUUUGGCCUGCUAUACACAGCGCUGAGGAGCAGGAAAGCGAGGUCAUGGUGGUAUGGCACAGGGUGCAUUAGAAGUUUCAUUGCGGACUAUGGAGUUCCGUUGAUAGUAUUGGUGUGGACAACAUUGUCAUUCAGUGUGCCAGGCAAAGUUCCUUCUGGGGUUCCUAGGAGACUUAAUAGUCCUCUUCCUUGGGACUCAGGAUCCUUGUACAAUUUCACAGUAAUUGAGGAUAUGGGGAGUGUCCCACUCGUCUACAUCUUUGCUGCUAUUAUACCAGCACUGAUGAUUGCAGGUCUUUACUUUUUUGACCACAGCGUAGCUUCACAGAUGGCACAGCAGCAGGAGUUCAAUCUCAAGAAUCCAUCCGCUUACCAUUAUGACAUCUUAUUGCUUGGAUUUAUGGUAUUGCUCUGUGGACUCAUUGGAAUUCCUCCUUCAAAUGGGGUCCUCCCACAGUCUCCCAUGCAUACCAAGAGCCUUGCAGUUCUAAAGAGGCAGCUGAUUAGGAAGAAGAUGGUAAAGGGUGCGAAAGAAUGUGUAAAUCAACAAGCUAGCAACUCAGAAAUAUAUGGGAAAAUGCAGGAGCUUUUUAUUGAAAUGGACACAGACUCAUCGACUGCCUCAAUAAGAAGAGAGCUGAAGGGAUUGAAGGAUGCGGUUAUGGCUGUUGAAGAGGGAAAAUCAAAUAGUACAUUUGAUCCUGAGAAGCACAUUGAAGCCUACUUGCCUGUAAGAGUUAAUGAGCAGAGGGUGAGCAACCUGGUACAGUCUAUUCUUGUGGGUGCAUCUGUUUGUGCCAUGCCUGUAAUCAAUUUGAUACCUUCGUCAGUUCUCUGGGGAUACUUUGCCUACAUGGCUAUUGACAGCCUCCCUGGAAACCAGUUCUGGGAGAGGAUGUUGCUUCUCUUCGUUACUCCUGGCCGGCGGUUUAAGGUCCUCGAAGGUGAUCAUGCUUCCUUUGUGGAAUCAGUACCUUUCAAGUACGUUGCAAUAUUUACCAUCUUCCAGUUUGUAUAUCUCCUGGUGUGCUUUGGGGUGACAUGGAUACCUAUUGCUGGCAUACUGUUCCCAUUACCAUUCUUCCUCCUGAUAACCAUAAGACAGCACAUUCUCCCCAAAUUCAUCCACUCAGAUCACCUUCGUGAAUUGGAUGCUGCCGAGUAUGAGGAGAUUGCUGGUACUCCAUAUCUUGGUCAUUCUCUCAGGGAACAGGAAUCUGGUCAAAAUGAAGGCGAGGUGAUUGGUAUAGAUCUAUGUGAUGGGGAGAUAUUGGAUCAUCUCACCACCAAUAGGGGAGAGUUGAAGCUUAGAACUGUAAGCUUCAGUGAAGAGAGGUGCCCCCAGGUUUACCCUGUGGUGUCCCAAGAUGAGUGAGGAUGAGUAGCUUCAUAGAAGGAAUGAUGCCGGUAAUGAUUGUUCGGUGAUGUUUAAUUUAAAGGUGGCGGUGGAAGAGUUUCUAAAGAGAUACAAUUUCAAUUGUGUUUGAAUUGCUUACUUUUUGGGUAAGCAAGUAUUGCUUUAUAUAGAAAAGGAUUUACAUCAAAUAGAUUGUUACAAGGACAGAACAAAGAAUAGACUGUUACAAGGAGAGAAUCAAGGAGAAAAUAUGUAUGGACUGUUACAAGAUAAUGAUUAAGUUAUGGAGAUUUGAAAUUUAAAAAUUCAAA